Molecule: messenger RNA, 1625 nt
Organism: Hansenula anomala
Lineage: Eukaryota; Fungi; Ascomycota; Saccharomycetes; Phaffomycetales; Wickerhamomycetaceae
Gene: AAH1
Product: adenine deaminase
Exons: 1
Coding region: 71-1141 (356 amino acids)
Biological process (GO): purine ribonucleoside monophosphate biosynthetic process; adenine catabolic process; hypoxanthine salvage
Cellular component (GO): cytosol; nucleus
Molecular function (GO): adenine deaminase activity
Source: RefSeq, a predicted model, not a curated record
CACUCUUCUUCAAUUCUGUUUACUGGAAACCUCCCAAUUGAGCUGUAUUCAAAUACCUCAUUGCACCAUAAUGGCCAAGUACGAGUGUAACCAUCACAUGGAAUCCUUCUUGAAAGAAUUACCAAAGUGUGAACAUCAUUUACAUUUAGAAGGAACUUUAGAACCAAAUCUUUUAUUCCCAUUAGCUGAAAGAAAUGGAAUUCAAUUACCUUCAAAUUUCCCAUCAAAUGUUGAAGAAUUAAACAAACGUUAUACACAAUUUAAAGAUUUACAAGAUUUUUUGGAUUAUUAUUACAUUGGGUGUAAUGUCUUGAUUAAAGAGGAAGAUUUCUUUGAUCUAGCGUGGGCAUAUUUCCAAAAAGCUCAUAAAGAUGGUACUUGGCAUAGUGAAGUGUUCUUUGAUCCUCAAUCCCAUACUGAACGUGAUAUUCCAAUUGAAGUUGUUGUUAAAGGUUUCCAAAAAGCAUGUGAUAAAGCUGAACGUGAAUUGGGGUUAACUAGUAGAUUAAUCAUGUGUUUAUUGAGACAUUUACCAUCUGAAAAUGGUUUAGAAACUAUUGAAAGUGCUAAAACUUUCAUUAAAGAUGGUACUAUCACUGCCUUGGGUUUAGAUAGUGCAGAAAAACCUUUCCCACCACAAUUAUUUGAAGAUUGUUAUUCAAAAGUUAAACAAAUCAAUUCAAAUAUCCAACUCACUGCACAUGCUGGUGAAGAAGGUGGUGCUGAUUAUGUUGUCACUUCAUUAGACCUUUUGAAAGUCACACGUAUUGAUCAUGGUGUUAAUUCAAUUCAAGAUGCUGCCUUGAUGGAAAGAUUGGCUAAAGAUCAAACAAUGUUGACCGUUUGUCCUUUAUCUAAUGUUAAAUUACAAGUUGUCAAAGAUGUUUCAGAAUUACCAUUAAAUAAAUUCCUUGAUGCCAAUGUCCCAUUCAGUUUAAAUUCAGAUGAUCCAGCUUAUUUCGGUGGGUAUAUCUUGGAUAAUUAUAUCACUGUUCAUACUAGAUUUGGUUGGAGUUUAGAAACUUGGUGCAGAGUUGCUAGAAAUGGUGUUAAUGGUUCAUGGAUUAGUCAAGAACGUAAAGAUGAGAUCAAUCAAGCUAUUGAAAAAGUUCAUGAUAAGCAUAAAUCUUUAUUGAACUAAGGACUACAUAUGUGAUAUAUUUUUGUACACUAGAACUAGAAGCAUUUUGAUAGAGUUUUAAAUAAUAAUUAAUUGCAUAGAAUAUCUUUUUUAUAGAUGAUUUAUUAUCAUUUCAAAUGAUCGUAUUUACCAGCAUCUAAAUCUUCAAAGAAUUGCUCAAUUGAGAUUGAUAAUCUUUUAGCAGCUUCCACAAUUUCAUCAUUAUCAUGAACAGCAGCAAUUGUUAACCUCAAGAAAUGAGAUUUUGGUGUAGUGAAUUUAAAAUUCAAAUCAGUUGUCAUUCUAUUACCGAAAACAACAUCAAUACCAUUUGUAACUGUUUUAUAACGUAAUUGAUCCAAUACUUUUUCCCAUGUCUCUGGAUCUGGGAAUUUUUCCUCGAUAUUGACAUAAAGGAUAAUAAACAUACCAGCAUCAGGUUCCACGACUUCAAAUUGGUUUUUAGAAUACGAUUUUGAAUCAUAUAAAGUCUUGAGGAAAUAAU